UAAAUCUUCUAACAUCAUCACAAAAUGUUGGUAAUACUGGUGUCAAUAAUGAAAUUAUAUCAAUUUUAGAAGAAUUACGCGAGAGAAAUAUUAUAGUAUAAUGACAAUCUUAACCAGUUUAGCUGAGGAGUUACAUGGACCAGCGAGAAAAAUAUUUCCUAGACGAAGCGUAGUAACACGGUUUAAAGAUGAUCUCUGGCAAGCUGAUUUAAUAGACAUGCAACCACAUUCUAGACAAAAUAAUGGUUUUAAAUUCAUUUUAAUUAUUAUAGAUACAUUUACCAAGUAUGUGUGGGUAGAAGCACUAAAAAAUAAAACAGCAAAGGAGUGUACAAAAGGUAUAAUAAAAAUAUUAAAAAAAAAUCAACCAAAAUUAUUACAAACAGAUAACGGAACAGAAUUUUACAAUAAUGAAUUUCAAAGUAUAAUGAAUAAGUAUCAUAUUAGACAUUAUUCAACAUACAGCAGUAUAAAGGCUGGUAUGGUUGAACGCGUUAUAAGAACAAUAAAAAAUAAAAUUUACAAAUAUUUUACAUCAACAGGUUCAUGGAAUUGGAUAAAUUCAAUUUUUAAAUUAGUAUAUAAUUAUAAUAAUACAAAACAUUCAACAAUAAAAUGUUCACCACACGAAGCUCGGAUCAACCCGGUUACAAUUAAAGAAAAACAUUACAAAUUAAUACAUCAAAUAAACUUAAAUUUAAAAUUAAUGACAAAGUGAUAUUAUUAAAGGUCGACCUCGUAGACGAAUAAUUUCAGAUUUUACGUGAGUCUGUGAUAUAGCUGCAGAAAUAAGUAUUAAAUCUGUACGUUGAUAGUUGCUGAAU
Messenger RNA from Aphis gossypii (cotton aphid), 824 nucleotides. RefSeq lists its product as uncharacterized. Bases 101 to 718 code for a protein of 205 amino acids. Gene Ontology annotation, biological process: DNA integration. Gene Ontology annotation, molecular function: nucleic acid binding. NCBI's taxonomy places the organism in Eukaryota, Metazoa, Arthropoda, Insecta, Hemiptera, Aphididae. The record is from RefSeq and is a predicted model, not a curated record. The transcript is spliced from 2 exons.